AACCUCUUAUCUCUUAUUCACAACUGAUAGCCAUAUUCCACCAUGAAAAUAUACAGUGCAAAACACAUCAACAAAAAUGGUGACAUUAGCUUCUUCAUCUCUCUGCAAUUCCUCUUCGUCACUUAUCCAUUCCUCAAAAACAUCUCUACCCAAUUUCAUUACAUUCUCUUCCUCAAGUUAUUACAAGAAAAGGGGAAAAUCGCUUGCAAGUCGUAGCCUUGGAAUUGUAGCUGCUACUGAAGGCUCUGUUAACAAAUCCAGUGGAAAAGAUGAAGAAAAACAAGAAGACCCAUCAGUUCCUACAUGGGCUAAACCCGGUACGGAUGAGCCUCCACCAUGGGCUAGAAAUGAAGCACAAAAAGAUUCUUCAAGCUUUCAAGUUCCAUUCAUUGUUUAUUUGCUUGCUUCUGCUGUCACAGCAAUUGCAGCGAUUGGUUCUAUCUUCGAGUACACGAAUCAGAAACCUGUGUUUGGAGUUUUGGGUUCAGAUAGUGUUUUUUAUGCUCCGUUGCUUGGGUUCUUUGUUUUCACUGGCAUUCCCACCUCUGCAUUCCUUUGGUUCAAAUCAGUACAAGUUGCUAACAAGGAGGCAGAGGAACAAGACCGCAGGGAUGGAUAUAUGUAACAUCUAAUAUGCAAUUUUUAGUCUACUUCCUUUGAGCUUUUCAACUCUCUGGGGCGGCGAAGUUCAUCCAAUUCUCCAAGAGAAGAGAAAAGAUAGGGACUUUAGCAUAGAAAUAUUGGGCAUUUCGAAUAUAAAUGCAUAGUGAUUGCACUCAAACUAUUUGGCUCUUGGAACUGACGGAAGUGAGCAGUAGGAGCUGUGAUGUCAAAUCUUGUAACUGUAGUUUCGUGAUAAGAAUGGAAAAUGAUAAAUAAACGAGCCGGACUAAAUUCUCCA
This is a messenger RNA of Solanum verrucosum, 901 nucleotides long. RefSeq lists its product as uncharacterized. The transcript has 4 exons. Bases 77 to 625 code for a protein of 182 amino acids. NCBI's taxonomy places the organism in Eukaryota, Viridiplantae, Streptophyta, Magnoliopsida, Solanales, Solanaceae. The record is from RefSeq and is a predicted model, not a curated record.